Lagopus muta (rock ptarmigan) is the source of this 6085-nucleotide messenger RNA. Its product is annotated as solute carrier family 22 member 13-like. The transcript is spliced from 10 exons. The coding region runs from base 1 to 1599 and encodes 532 amino acids. Gene Ontology annotation, molecular function: transmembrane transporter activity. Gene Ontology annotation, cellular component: membrane. Lineage: Eukaryota; Metazoa; Chordata; Aves; Galliformes; Phasianidae. The record is from RefSeq and is a predicted model, not a curated record. Gene Ontology annotation, biological process: transmembrane transport.
AUGCUCCACAGUAGCCUGGCCACAGAGGUAGUCACCAUGGUCGAGUUUGGGGAUUUGAUAAUAGCUGUGGGGGAGUUUGGCCUCUAUCAGAAACUGGUGGUGCUGUGGAUCUCCCUCCCAAUGUUUCUUAACAUUUUGCAAAUGGUUGGCCAAGAGUUCAUGGUUGUGGAUGUGACUCAUUACUGCAACACGGACUGGAUCCGUGCCGUCGGCCCCAACCUGACUGAGGAAGAGCAGCUGAACCUCACCCUGCCCCGGGAUGAUAAUGGGGACUACGAGCAGUGCAUGAUGUACAAACCUGUGGAGUGGGACCUCGAAACCAUCUUGGCAAACGGCCUGAAUGAAACGCAGAAGUGCAGCAAUGGCUGGGUGUACCCCACAGCACAGCAGCCAUCCCUGCUCACCGAGUUUGACCUUGUGUGUGACAGGAAGGACCUGAGUGACGUCUCCCAGUCUAUCUACAUGGUGGGGCUUCUCAUAGGAUCUAUCAUCUUUGGACCACUCAGUGACAGGAUCGGCCGCCGGCCAGUCCUUCUGAUCUCCAUUUAUGGCCACUGUUUGUUCAGUUUUGUAAUUGCCUUUUUGCCCAAUUUCACUCUAUACAUGGUCUUCAGAUGUAUCAUGGCGAUUGCAGCGUCAGGAAUUCUGAUUACUACCGUGGCCUUAGGUACAGAAUGGGUUGGUGUCUCCUAUCGACCAAUAGCAGUGGUUGUUUCUCAAUGCUGUUUUGCUGCUGCACUAAUGAUUUUGGCUGGCCUGAGUUACGGUAUUCGUAACUGGAGGUUGCUGCAAAUAGCAGGGUCUGCUCCUAUGUUUGCCCUUUUCUUCUACUACUGGGUGCUACCAGAGUCAGCUCGCUGGCUGGUGACAAAAGGCAAAAUAGAAGAAGCUAAGAAGUACCUUAAGAAGGCAGCAUCCAUCAACAAACGCACCAUUCCUCCAGAAAUGCUGGACCAGCUGAAGGGUGAGACCCAGACCAAGUCUGGAAGUAUUCUGGAUCUCCUUCGGAAUAAGCAACUCCUGAAGGUGACUUUAAUCAUAAUGUGUGCCUGGUUUAUGGAUAGUCUAGUCUACUAUGGACUGAGCCUUAAUGUGACAGGCUUUGGUCUCAACAUCUAUCUGACACAACUUGCUUUUGGAGCAGUGGAAUUACCCGGUCGUAUUAGCUGCAUUUACCUGCUACAGUGGUUUGGGAGGAAAAAAGUCCAAGCUGUUCUCCUGCUGUUGGCUGGCUUGAUGUGUCUCAUCACUGUCGGCAUCCCUGAAGACCAGGCCGUGGUAAUCACCGUCCUGGCAGUCAUCGGCAAGUUUGCUGCGUGUGCCUCCUUCUCCACCUCCUAUGUCUACGCUGCAGAGCUCUUCCCCACUGUCAUCAGACAGAGCGGCAUGGGGCUGUGCUCAAUGGCGGCACGCGUGGCAGGGAUCAUCGCCCCGCUGAUCCUCAUGCUGCAGGAUACCAACAGUGCCAUCCCCAUGGCUGUCUUUGGAGGCGCCAGCGUGCUGGGGGGGCUGCUCUGCUUCCUGCUGCCCGAGACCCGCGGGGCUGAACUGCCAGAUGACACGGUGAAAGAUAAGCAACAAAAGACAAGCGAAUUGUAGACCCUGUCAAGACAAACAGUGAAGCGAGUCCUCCCUGACGUGUUUCCAGUCCCUUGCAAACUGGUACCCGUGGAACCAUCCCUGUUGUGACUUACAGCAAUCAAGAACUGCCAGCAGAGCGGCAUUACUGGGCAGGCGAGCGCCGGGCUGCGUCCCUCCUGCACUGAGCGCUGGGGCCGUCAGCCUUGGUGGCGGUCCGAGCCUCCGUGUCUGAUCAGGAUGUCACCACAACCCUGUCACACGUACUUAGGUCUUCUUUCUAUGUGGAGUUGAAUUGGAAUUUCUACAGGAAUAACAUAAAUUAUACUGGGAGUUUGAUAAGAGAUGCUUGUAAUGCAAUACGUGAAGAAUAAAUGGUGUUGAUUUCUUCUUUUCUUUCCUACAGUUUCACAGUUGGCUUUUGUAAAUGCUGUUGGCUCUGGAGUGUUUUCUACACAGUAAUUGUAAGCCUGUAAUGUAACACACAGACGGAAACAUGUUUGGUUUCCCUCAGCCAGCAACAAUGCAGAAACAGAGUGUUGAAGCAGAACGAGUGGGUUCAAUUAGGACAUUUUUUAUUUCUGAGCCUUCUGAUGAACAAUCCAUGUUUAUAUAUUUUUCUUGAUGAGCAGCUGCAGAAGCUUCCUAAGUUGUGCUUGUACAUGUGAUUGAGUGUGAGUUAAGCUGAGUGGACAGAUGGACGCUUUACCCCCGUCAUGGUCAGCUGCUAAUGAAGACCCCAUUUGGCUACUGCCAGGUCAACCACAACCUUUAGUGGCAUCUGAUGUCCCACAAAGGAAGCAGGAGGGUGGCUUUUAGUCUUACUCUGCCUAGUUGCAGUCAGAGAUGAUCUUUAAGGUCCCUUCCAACCCAAGCCAUUCUGAGAGCUCAUGCCUUUUCAUUAAGCUGUCUCUCCCAGCACAGUGCUAGCCUUGCUCCCAGGAUCUUGUUGGCCACUCAGCAAAAUGCAUCCGAGCAUUUUGUUUCUGAGGGAUGAGGUGUUCCAAGGCGAGGCCAAGCAUGUUUGGAGGCUCACUAGAUCUCCCAAAAUUGCACAUUAAUUGACCCUUCAGCCACUCACAGUGUCCCUGGCAUUUGUUCAUCAUUACCAUCAGCACCUUCCCACAGUUGGCCCUCCCAUCAUGGUGUCAUAAACUCUUGCACCAAGGCCUUGCAUCUGCUGCUCCGACUUCAAAGAAUCAUGGAAUCACAGAAUGGCCUGGGUUGAAAGGGACCAACCCCCAGCAGUGUGCAGGGUCACCAACUACCAGACCAGGCUGCUCAGAGCCACAUCCAGCCUGGCCUUGAAUGCCUGCAGGGAUGGGGCAUCCACAACCUGCUUGGGCAACCUGCUCCACUGUGAUUUUUGUCCCUACCUCUCCCAGAGCCUUCCCACUCCCUCCGCUUGGAUAUGGGGUCAUCCUGUUUCCCUUACUUAGCCCUUCAGAUCACCUCAGGCACUUUUCACCUUUUGCCCAUGACCUCACUAUCAUGGGAGGCCACAACAUUCUACUAUACGGAUGCAAAAGUGUGCUGCAUUCGCAGAAGCUAUUCUAACUUGAGUUUGCUCUAUCGGCUCCAUUUGUUACUGUGCAGGACAACACAUAGACCAGCUAACAAUGACAUUGAACACAGCAAUACCAAUGGACAGUUUCCAAGUCCUGAUGAGCUGUGCAAAACAUGGUCAGUCCAACUGCUCAGGUGCUCCUCAGCCAAGAACGACACAUCCAGUGGUCUUCACACUAAGUGGGUGCAGUUUUCUGGGGAAAAGCAGACGAAAUGGAUCUGCAGCUUAUGAGAGGGACAAAGGAGAUGGACACAGAAGUACAUCAAGUGUGCCUGGACAGCUUUAUUUAUGAAGUGAACUGAAACAGUGUACAGGAACUGCUGAGUCACGGCCUGAACCUCUGAUGGAUCACCUGAGGCGAGCCAUGAGUCAUCCAGAGGAGCGCAGCUGAAGGCAAUUCACCUGUGCUGCCGGAAGGGGUGGAGCCUGGCUGCACCUCUCCUAGACCUAUUUAUGAGCUGGCUACCAGUGGGGCUGGAUCUCAUCUGGAGAUCUGCUCUCCUGGUAUUUUGGAAGUGAGUCUAGGAUAGUGCUAAGCUUUCUACAUUUUCUCUUUUUGUUGUCAUUGUCUGCUUUGCCAGUCUCUCUUGUUUAUUUCAUAGUUAUAACAUCUUAAUCUUCUUUGAUUAUGCACUUGGUGGGCCUGGCAGGCCUAUUAUAUUGUGACUUAUAUCAUGUUUUUUCUUUGAAAUUUCUAUUAAUGGUUCAACGGGGAAGAACAAUACUCCUCUAGAGGAAAUGAUUCCAGGGCUGAUUCCCAGAUUUGUGCGAUCUCCCUAUUAUGAUCCAGUGGUUAUCAUUGAAAAAUGGGGUUCCUUAUGUGUUAUGGGCAACAUCUCCCCAUGUCACAUGGCACAUCACUUUCAGGGACUUAGCGAGGAUGUACUGAUCACUAAAGAAAGAUAACUGGCUGCCUCCACAGUGGCAUGGCCACUAUUAAGUGCCUUAAAUCUUGCUGAAAUAAGAAAUAAUACUUUAGAGAAUGAAGAUAAACUUUUGAAGAUAAACAAUGACAAGACUCCUGAAUCAACAGACUUGGUUGAUCAGGAAUAUAAAAAAUCCAAUUUAGAUCUCGAAUAUCCUAUUUUGACAGAUCCACUAGAAGCCCGUCCUGUCGUAACUCAGGAAACAAAAAAAGUACAGGACAGACCAGCAGGGGUGCUGCCUAAUCAGUGGCACCUUGCCCACACUCAUUUGCACAUAACAGCCUGGCCAUGCAUGGCAACAGAAUUGAUAGAUUUAGUACAGCAGUUUUGGCAGAAGCCUAGAGAAAGUGUGCCAGCAUGGUUAUUAAGACUGUGGGAUUCUGGGGCAGAAAGGAUUUUGGUGAAUGGCCCUGAAAUAGCCAAGUUGGCCACCAUGACUGUCCAUCCUGCUCUCAGGCAGAGGUUAUAUGCAGGUAAUCAACAUCUUGAUGAAAGCCAUUCUGUAAUAGAAUGGUUAAUGGUGGCCUGCCAUAUGGUAUGGCUGAAUAAAUCCGAUAUACCUCUACAUACAGGGGUGUGGUCCUCCAUGGAGGACCUUCAGAAUUAUAUCUGUGAACUGGGCAUAAGGGAAGCUAUCUAUAAAGACACAUUUGAUGGCCCUGAUACGGUCAAAUUUCCAGCUGGGAUGUGAGACUUGAUUCUACAGCAAGCUCCCUCUCAUCUUUAUGGUGCCCUAGUCUCUAUAUUAAAUCCCCUGGUGGCCUCCAGCAGGCUGCCCAGGCAGUGGCUGACCUGGGAGAAGCAGAACGCCUGCAGACCAGGCGCAAUAUUCGGACAUUGGAGGAAGCGGAGGUCCUGCCAGUAAGUAAAACCAAAAUGACCACUACUCGAGCUCCUCAACUGGGACCCAUAAGGGUCUCCCGAAAACAGAUGUUUAAUGAUUGAAUUCAGGCUGGGUCCAAUUUGCUAAGAUUGACCGCCAGCCCAAUCAUGUCCUUCUCCAGCUCUGGAGACAACUAAAGGACAAUCAAAAAUUUCAGAACUACCCUAAGAAAUCAAGGGUAAGGGUUAUAAAAGAAUGCCAAUGACGACAUGGAACCUAGAAGAUUUCACUGUUCCUAAUAGGAAAAAAAAAAGCCACCUCAGGUGUCUUGGGCCACAAUGCCUGAGCCACCAGAAGGAAAAAAAUUGGCCCUAGCACAAUUCAUGGCAUGAUGAGGGAUGUUAGCCCCCCUAGGGCCUCCAGAUGGGACCAGAGGCCUUAUGUAGAAUUAACAAUUUAUUGGUCCCAAAAAAAUAUUUAGGAAGUUAUGGCAUUAGUGGACACUGGAGAAGAAACAUCAAUUGUCUACAGAGAUCCAACAAAAUUUGAUGUGGACAGAGUGAUGAUUGGUGGUUUUGGGGGACAGACUAUUCCUGUCACCCAAACAUGGUUAAAAUUGGGGGUUGGGUGUCUCUCACCCCAGGAGUACAAAGUGUCUAUUGCCCCAGUCCAAGAAUACGUCCUGGACAUAGAUAUUCUAUGGGGGCUGGCUCUCCAGACAACCAUGGGAGAGUUCAGACUUCGAUGAAGAUGUAUCAGUAUCCAGGUGGUGCAGGCAGUAUUAAGAGGCCAUGCAAAACAUGAGCCUGUUUGCCUGCUGAAACCAUGCAGGAUUACUAACAUAAGACAGUAUAGACUCCCGGGUGGGCAGGAUGAAAUAUCAAGAACGGUGCAGGAAUUAGAAAAAGUGGGCAUUAUAAGAUCUGCACACAGCCCAUAUAACUCCUCCAUAUGGCCAGUGCAAAAGUCGGAUGGCACAUGGAGAAUGACAGUGGAUUACAGAGAAUUAAAUAAGGUCACACUGCCUAUUCAUGCAGCUGUACCUAAUAUGUCCUCCCUAAUGGACACAUUAAGUAUCACAGAAUCACAGAAUUGUAGGGGUUGGAAGGGACCUCCAGAGAUCAUCGAGUCCAAUCCCCCUGCCAAAGCAGGCUCCCUACACCAGGUAGCACAGGUAGGCAUCCAGGCAGG